Molecule: messenger RNA, 1062 nt
Organism: Brassica napus (rape)
Lineage: Eukaryota; Viridiplantae; Streptophyta; Magnoliopsida; Brassicales; Brassicaceae
Exons: 2
Coding region: 1-1062 (353 amino acids)
Molecular function (GO): zinc ion binding; nucleic acid binding
Source: RefSeq, a predicted model, not a curated record
AUGGCUGAAUUUGAUAGAUUAAAGAUGAAAGAUGACGACACUAUUGAUAUGUUUGCUGGAAAGUUAUCUGAGAUAUCAUCGAAAUUUGCAUCAUUGGGAGAGAUACUAGAAGAGCCAAAGCUUGUGAAGAAAUUUCUUAAAAGUUUGCCAAGGAAUAAGUAUAUUCAAAUUGUUGCUUCUCUCGAGCAAGUUCUUGACUUGAACACAACAAGUUUCGAAGACAUAGUGGGCAGAUUAAAGGCAUACGAAGAAAGAGUGUGCGCGGAGGAAGAAGAGAAAUCUGAUGAUCAAGAAAAAUUAAUGUAUGCUGCUAACUCGAGAUCAAACCAAGAAGGUUACAGCAACAACUAUGGUAACAAUCGCGGUAGAGGAUGUGGAGGACGAUCAUCAUGGAGAGGACGAGGUCGCGGCCGCUUCAGUAACUUUAAGCGCCAGAGAGAGGCGUAUAGACAAGGACAGGGACAGAACAGAGACACCUCUCACAUUACAUGUUUCAAGUGCGAUAAGCUCGGUCAUUAUGCAUCUGAAUGUCCAUACAAGGAAUUGAAACUCCAAGAAACCUGUGAGAAGAAGGAAGAUGAUACACAUGAGGCUGGUGAACUGAUGGUGAAUGAAGUAGUAUAUCUCAAUGAAAGGAAGGUAAAUCCAAAGAACUUCGAGACUAACUUGGAGAAUACAUGGUACCUCGACAAUGGGGCGAGCAAUCACAUGAGUGGGAACCGACUAUUUUUCCAAGACCUUGAUGAAAGAGUUACUGGUCAAGUGAUAUUUGGUGAUGACUCGUGUAUCGAUAUAGUAGGAAGAGGAGAAAUAAUGGUGAAAACCACAAGAUCAAGCAACCGUCUCUAUAAAGUGACCCUACAAGCUGAUCAGAUCCGUUGUCUACAAGUAAUGGCUAGUGACUCGUCUAAGUGGCACGCACGCCUUGGACACAUCAACACAGAGCCGAUGAAGAUAAUGAUCAACAAAGAACUGGUCUUAGGCAUUCCCAAGCUUAACAUUGACAAGGAGACAUGUACGACGUGUCUACGCGGGAAGCAAACUCGAUCAUCUUUCCCGUAA